Molecule: messenger RNA, 459 nt
Organism: Oppia nitens
Lineage: Eukaryota; Metazoa; Arthropoda; Arachnida; Sarcoptiformes; Oppiidae
Product: elongation of very long chain fatty acids protein AAEL008004-like
Exons: 2
Coding region: 1-459 (152 amino acids)
Biological process (GO): very long-chain fatty acid biosynthetic process; fatty acid elongation, polyunsaturated fatty acid; fatty acid elongation, monounsaturated fatty acid
Cellular component (GO): endoplasmic reticulum membrane
Molecular function (GO): fatty acid elongase activity
Source: RefSeq, a predicted model, not a curated record
AUGUUAUAUUUUUAUACAAAACUUGUCGAUUUGUUGGAUACUAUAUUUUUUGUAUUACGUAAAAAAUCAUCGCAAAUAACAUUUCUACACGUUUAUCAUCAUAUUGUUGUAUCACUAUUGUGUUGGGCAUCAGUGGCCUGGUGUCCACAAACGGUUAUACUUGAAGUGUUUUGCCUACUAAACAGUAUAGUCCAUACGGUUAUGUAUUUCUAUUAUUUGUUGGCCGCUUUGGGAACAACUAUACAAUCGUAUAUCCAAUGGUGUAAACCCUAUAUAACUGGUUUACAAUUAGUACAGUUUGUCCUAUUUUUGAUGUAUGCUUUCUAUUGUAUAAUACUGGAAGAUAUGGCUAACUAUCCCCUAAUAUACAAAUGGUUCGGUGCUUUACAACCGAUUGUUUUUCUGAUAAUGUUUUCAAAAUUUUUUAUUAAAUCCUAUAGUAAAUCAAAAUCUAAUUAG